AUUUCCUAGCUUUCAAUCUGUUAUUUUUAUUAUGUGUACACAUAGGCUGUAGAAAACUGCCACUGAGAACAGAAUCCACCUCUGGUUAUUCCCAGUGACAGCCAUCAAAAAGCAGGAGCUGCUUUUCCAAUCAAGGAAUCAUCUUGUUGUGAUACAAUGCUAAAAACAUACUGUGAGGUCACUGAAGCAUCAUAUAGAAAACUUUCAGACUGGAAGCGGUCAGGAUCAUAAAGAUAGAAACAGGAGAGGACAAUCAAAUUAUUAACAACCCCUCAGAUUUCUUCUAGCAUGAUACAUUCUUCUAGCAUGUUCUCUGGGCAGAACACAGCAUUGAUGCAGCACAGGAUUCCAAACAAAUUCAUUUUUUCAUCCUCUUUAUCAGAGGCAGAAUUAUUUAAUAACUUUCUUUUGAAAUAGCAAGGUCCAGCCCCAAACGCUUGAGCGCUGAGGUACGGAGAGAUUCUCCAGGAGCCCAGUGAUUCCAGCCUCAGUUGGGUGGGGCUUCAUUUUGCUCCUGGCAACAGCUCCUCAGGGCGUAGUUCUUCCCCUGCCGGCUUUCCCUAGGGUUUCAUGGCAGGGGGUAAAAUUUGAGGAGGGAUAAUCCUGCCCCUGGAUCCCUGCAGGAUCGCAAUCCCCCUCGAUAUACACACGGUGACGAUUGGUUUAUUAACAGAUGGCAAUUCCGGGAGGCUGGGGGUGGUUCCCUGCCCCCCGCUUUGCGAGUCUCCCCUCUCGGACUGUCGGGGCGGGGGAGAGGCUCCUGCCGCCGGCCCCUGGAAGGGGAGGAGAGGGACGAAGAGUAGUGUCUGCGGCUUCGUAGGGAAGUCGAUCAGAAAAGACAGACACUAUGAAGGGGAAGACGUAGCACUGCAUCAUCUGUCGUCACGUGAGUAUCUCCUCCCCCUGGUGGGCUUUGGUAUAAAUGGAAGAGGAAUUUCAGCACGCUCGAACUAAACAACAUUUCUGUGUAAAUACACAACGUGCUUCCUCCUACGUUUUCUCUUCUAGAUGGGGCUCAGAUGAACAAGCCUUUAUCUUGAAUCCCGUCGUAAGCACCACCAUGUGGGAACCGGGCUGGACCUACCAGAGGCUGCAGCAACAGCCUGGGCGGCCCUGAGCAGAAGCGACGAGUUCUGUCCUCUUCUUUGGGAUGACUUAAAACAAGCUGCUCUGUUAACAAGCGGUAAGUGAAUACCCCUGGUUUAUCCAGCAUAGCUCUGUAAACCCUUGCAUAGGCUGAGUGGAUCUCGUGGACGGUGCCUCAACCCAUAGGACUGGAUGCGCUGGAAGUGCUGGUUCCCGAGUUUGCCGGCGUCUCUGCCGCAGGACAUGAGACGGUUGUCGGGAGACGUUCCACGGUUGGACACGACAGAUCUCGGAGGUCUUUUCCAACCUUAACCGUUCCAUGAUGUUCUUGCGUCAUUUCAGACAGGAACGCUUCCAUCUUUAACCUCAUGUACAGUUUGUAUGCAUGCUUCCAAUUUUAAAAUUUCCUUCAGGUGAAUGCUGAUGGCCGCAGCUGCCAUUGUUAUUCAGUGUAAAUUACCGCGUAUUCAAAGGCAGAGCUAGUUCUUUCAGUGCAUCCGCGCGUUCCUCGGUGAAAGCACUCAAGGAAUUAAAUUGAAUUUCCAGAGGGAUGGAACCUACAAGCCUUCUUUGAAGAGAGCACAAUUUUAAUCUGUGUUGAGAGCUGGUGAGAUGAGACGUCCCAGACCUUUCCCAGAGAUUCCUGGGAACUUCACGGCAAAAAUCUUACCACGGCGGUGUAGUCGGGAGCCGGUUCCCGGUGAGGAUGAGCCCAACAGAAACCGAAGUGCCGCCGCCCCCCGCUUUCCCGGCGGCUCUUGGAUGCUCCUGAUGCCGCAGGCGGGGCGCCGGGGCUCGGGGCGCAGGCCGGGCUGAGGCGCUGCUCGGGUCCGCAUGCGGGGCCGGGUGUCGCCCCCUUCGAGCAGCGGGGAGCGCGGGAGGGUCCAUCGGGCAGCUGUGCGCCUCCGCACACAGGUAGGCGGCUCCGGGGAGUGCCACCGACGAAGGGAAGGGGCCGCCCGCCUUUUCCCGGCUGCUCCUGGUGGGCUCGGGGCGGGGGAGCCACCCGCCUUCCCCCGGCCUCCCGGAGCAGCUCCGCUGGUAGGCCGGGGCGGCGGGCGGAGCCGCUUCGGGGCCCCCCGCGGGCGGUGAUUCGCGGCGGGCGGGCGGGCGCGCCGGCGGGAGGUGAGUGCGGGAAGGGGGAUGGGGAGACAGGGGGAUAAAGGGGCGGCGGGCCCCGGUGCUCCGAGGUGGGCAGACCAGGGCUGGGCGAUGCUGGGCUCAUGCGGGCAGAAGAGCCCCGCCAAGGGGAGCCUCCCGGCGGAGCUGACCGCGACCCGUUUAUCAGUCAUGAAACGAAUUCUUCUGGUUUUUAUCCUGGCUGCUGCUGUUAUGUAUGGUAUCCUGCAUGGAAAUCUGUGGAGAAAUAACUUCUACUGGCUGCCGCUUACAGCUGUAGAGAGGAGGAAUGCCUUGGACACUUGUCUUCUGAAACCAGCAUUUGAAUCUUUACUGGGUGUUGACAAAAUAUACCCAUUCCUGUGCGCUAAUGAUUUUAUCAGAGUGGCAGAGUUCCAAGGGAGCAAUAAGUUUGAACUACCUUAUGGAAUAAAGAGAGCAGAGCAAUUUUUUCGUUUAGCCCUUUCAAGAUUGCAGAACUGUGGCCUUUCCAGUGAAGAAGACAGCAUUCCCUGUCGACGGUGCAUUGUGGUUGGUAAUGGAGGAGUACUUCGAAAUAAGACAUUGGGGGAGAAAAUUGACUCGUAUGAUGUCAUAAUAAGAAUGAAUAAUGGCCCUGUGAUAGGGUACGAAGAGGAUGUUGGGAGGAGGACGACGUUCCGCCUUUCUUACCCAGAAUCCAUCUUCUCAGAUCCCAUCCACUACGACCCCAAUACCACUGUUGUUCUCAUCGUCUUCAAACCACGGGACUUGAAGUGGCUUUGGGAGAUACUUGGUGGUCAGAAAAUAAGUGUGAAGGGCUUUUGGAAGAAACCAGCUCUGAAUAUGAUCUACAAAUCGAGUCAAAUCAGGAUUCUUGAUCCCACCAUCACCAGGAAAACUGCUUAUGAGUGGCUUCAUUUCCCAAAAAGGUUUCCUAAGAAGGAGAAACCCAAGCAUCCAACAACGGGGCUAAUUGCCAUUACACUGGCAUUUCACAUAUGCCAUGAAGUCCACCUGGCAGGCUUCAAGUACGACUUCACUGACAGAAAUAGCUCUUUGCACUACUAUGGCAAUGAAACCAUGUCUCAGAUGAUGCAGAAUGAAUACCACAACAUCACUGCUGAGCAGAAAUUUUUGAAGAAGCUUAUAGACAAGAACUUUGUGGUCAAUUUGACAUGAAAGCUGAAUGGAAAAUACAAAGAACAAUCACUAUUUUCAAGAUUUGGAAAAUUUUUAUUUUUUGUAUGACAUUUUUAUUUUUUAAGUGCAGCAUAACUGUUUACUGUUUAAAGGAACCCAGAAACCUCAUCAAGGCAAAAGCUUUUAACUGAGGGUAAUGGACUGUUGGAAAAAGAGUUAACUGAAUUUUUGUGAAGCUAUUUAAUAGUGGGAAAACCAUGAAACUUUCAACUGAAAGUAUCAGGGAUUUAUAAAAAUGUGAUAUACAUCACUUACUUAUCAGUGAGAACUCUUUCCAAAUGACUAAUUCUCUGGAAUACUUUCAUUUCUGAUGUUGUCCUCCAAAAGAGUUCCACUGUCAAGAGACUGCGAUGACCGAUGUUCGUUCAGUAGGUGGAUGUAAAGUCAUGACUGUCUGUCUUGUUGUAUGAAAAAAACUAUGCAUCUAAAUCAUUACUGUGUGUUUUGGAGAAGGGGGAACAUACAGACUGUGCAGGUCUUGUUCUGCCGUACUCCUGAGGAGAGGAUGUCCACCUUCAGCCAAGCAGCCACAGCUUCUGCACUGACCAUCACCUCUGAGCUUCUGUCCGCCUUUGCCGAAGGUGAAGACCCUUUGUCCGAUUCAUGGAGAUGUUGGUGUUGACAAUGCUUGUGUUGUACCCAUUUUAUGGAAGAAUCAUACUCUUUGUGCUGUUCAUCCAGUAAAUUUUACAGUUGCUGACUUGACUUAAAAAAGAGGGAAUAUGAAGACUGAAGAGUUGUCCGAACUACCUGUGUGUCAGCCCCCGUACCACAACAGAAACACAAGCUUGGACAGAGAUGUUCAUGCCUGAGUUUAGAGUCAAUGUUUGUUGGAGUCCUAGUUCUUCAGGACCCCAUCUCAUGCAUUCUUCUGUUUGGUCCUCAAAAACAGGUGGAUUUUUCCAAAUGAGGACAAUCUCCUUCCUCAGAUGCUGUAAUGCACCAAUACAAACAAGGAAUACUCCCAUUUUUGGUAGCAGAAUGUAGUAGGGAAUAUCCAGGAUGUACCUCAGCUGAAUUAUCAUUUGGCAUCUGUUUACCUCUUCUGUGUUGAUAUUUAAGUUUGAAGUUUGUGGAUGAACUAAAUCAUUUAGCAGUGGGAACUUGCUCAAGAUUUUAGUUGAAACAUUUAAUGGGAUGUUUAUAUUUCCUGUAUUGGUUUGUCUCUGACAAGCCUGUGAAUAAAUGAAAUCUGCUUGGGAACACGCUUGACAGCUGUCAAAGGACAACAAUAUGCAGUUCCAGUUCUCUUCAUAGGACAUCUAUAUAAAAUUUUAAUUUUAAUUAUGGCAGAAUUUCUGGAAGAUUUUGUGGUUUAUCUUCAUCAAUCAAACCUGAAGAAAUCAGAAAUAAGUCCACUUAAAGUCUUUGAAGUUGGUAGUACUGUUGUUGCUUUUAAAUAAAAUUAUAUAGAGAGGAUAUUUAGGAGUAAUGCAAACAAUCACAAUAUGAACAUAAACCAUGGUAUUUGUUAUUUUCAGGAGGUGAGGAUUGCAAGAGUACUGAACACAAUUUAUUUUGCUGCAGCUGUGUAGAGGAAUUGCCAUUUGGGAGUUAGGGGGAGAGCAGUGUGGUCUGGAGAGGUGCCACAGCUGGAGGGAAGGAGGCUUGUGUUUUCACCCAGUGAUUCCUGAGCUUUGGUCUGUUUCAAGCAAGCUGGACAUACCUGAAAUAACUUGAGAUGUCAGAAAAAUCUGUGGCAUGGGCUGGGGAAGGAUGCAGGUGUGUCCCAGCAAGGGACAGGAUGUGCCAUGGUAUAUUGUCUGCUGCAUGUUGCUUGGCUGCAGCUGCACUCCAGCUGUGUGCAGGGUGGCAGGUGGGGGUGUGGAGGAGAAGGAGCAUGUCCCCAGGUGUUGGAACAGGUGACACUGGUGGUAGAAAUGGAGCAAAUCAUAAUUUCUUCACCAAGUGGCAGAAGGGCUCUUAAUUUUUUGUAUUUCCUUUAUUUUUUCCUGAGACUUUGGAGAGAUUUUUGCUUGAAAAUCUCAAUACAAACAUGUAUACAUAAGAAAAUAGUGACAUUAUUGUCUUUGUGUCUCUACCAGCGUUUAUUUCUCCUGGUUAUUUCAGUUAAAUUAAAAGUUUUGUGUGUGAUUCUGCAGCCGCAGACCUACAGUGAUUUAAACUCCUGACAAUAGUAAUUCUACUGCUGUGGCAAGGCUUUUUGCAGACAUAGCAGUGUUCUCCAAGCUGUUGUUGCAGAGGAGCCCCUGGUAGAUCUUAGACUGUGUUGAGCAGCAGAAGUGGGGGGCUGCCCCUUCACCCUCAAAACCUGCGGUUGCUUCCAGAGCUGCGGCCCCCAGCUCUCCCAAUGGCUGUUGCCACGGUCCAGCUGCAUCCAUGUAAUGUCUUGCAGGAUGCUGUCCAGGAGGAUUUUUUUCCAGGAGAGCUGUUGAAUAUCAUCCAGACACUAUGAGGAGAGUUCUUGUGAUGGUGCAGACUGCAUCCCUCUGCUUCUCCACCCCUGUCUCCAGUUCCAGGAAGUGGGUACAGAGCUCUGCUUUUGAAGAUGUGGUUAUUUUCUCUGCUUUAUUUCAUCUCCAGAGAUACUCUUCCCACUAAUGUAAACUGAUUCCUUCUCUGAUUUUUCUAGUAGGUUUUCUGCUUUUUUUGGGAUUUGGAUUCUAGCUGUAGCAGAACAGACAAAAUAAUUGGAAAAAAAUAGCAGCUUCAUGGUAAACAAAUGGUGUCUCCCAAACUCUUUGUACUUAAAAAAAAUCCCUUCAAUCUUCUUCACUUUUGCCACAAAGAUCAGCUUUUUGAUCUCCCUAUAUUUUUUAAAAAAUAAUGUUUGGUGUUAUCAAGGAAUUUAAUAUGUUCUCUAUAAGCAUUUAUCCAUAUCAGCUGUUUCUUUUCAUAUCCUAAUAAGCCUUCCCAUGGUAUGGCUGACUUAUUUUUCAAAUUAAGCAGUACUUCCAGGGAUAUUUUUCUUCCACUUCCGUGCUCCUGCCAGGGGUGUUGAGUCCACCACAGUUAUUGUCCCUGGGUGACUGGGUAAUGUUUUGAAUGAAACUGUUCCCUCAGGAUCAAGCCAAGAGCUGAUGCUGCUGAUAAACUAUGGGGCAUUUGUGGUGGGUUUUUUUUGUUGUUGUUGGGGUUUUUUGUUUGUUUGUUUUUUUGUUUGGGUUUUUUGUUUUGGUUUGGUUUGGUUUGGUUUUUUUUGAAAGCCCAGCUUGCAGGCCAGUAGCUUUUCUCCUCUAUAAUGCAAGCAGUGAGCCAAGUCAUGAAUUUUUCUCCCCACAAGAUGUUUUGUAGGAUCCUGUGCACUGUUCCAGCACCUGCUUUAAUAAUUCCUGCUGCUCUGCCUUGAGGACAGGUCUUGCUUUGAACUUAAUUCAGGCAGGAACACCCAUGUGUAGUGUAUUUCUCAGCAGUACUCACAGAUUAGUGUCUAUUCUGUCUGGGCACAUAUUUUCACAGGUGUUUUGCAGUACCAAAGACUUAACUUGGGGCUUUUAGAAUAAAACAAUAAUGCUAACAUCAAAUAUUUAGAUAGUUUCUGAACCUGAGCUGCUAUUAAGACUAUUUUACCUUUUUGUUAUUUCUGAAAAUGAAAUCUGCACUGAAACUUCCCUUUAAGAGCUAUCCAGGUUUUUUUUUUGGUUUUUUUUUUUUUUUUUUAAUCAUAUCAGGAGUGAAGCUGCCAGUUUUGAAUCCCAGGGUGCUGCCUGCUUUAUUUCUGUGCCUGAUAAUGGUGUAACUGUGUAGGUCCCCAGUUUCUCCCAUAAUUUUCCUAUCUGAAGUCAGAUGUUCUCCUCCCUUAUUACUCUGUUCCUGUUCUCUGGCAGCUUGUCGAAUUUCUAGACAGCAUCACCUUACAGCAAAGGUGCUUCUGCAUUUUAUCUGCCAUCCCUCUCAAAAUGCUGCACUGUCAGACACAGCUCUAAAAUACCAGACCAGGCACAGAAGAGGCAGGAUGACACAUGUUGGCUGAAAGCUCCAUUUGGCUUAGACUUUCAUGAGGUUUCUUUGUUGGGAAACUGUUAUUUCCUCUGCUGUAAUAAUUAAGGGAAGUCGCAGACUGUUGCACUAAAUAUGAAACUGAGAGUGCCUAAAAGAUGUUCCUAAACAUAUUCCAGAUAUUUUCAGGGACUGUGUCGGUGAUAAUAAUAGAGAAUCACAACUUUGGUGUUUAAUUAGCAUGUGGUACUUCUUGUUUCCAAUGCCAUGCUUUAAUUUUUAGCAAUGCUCUGGGGGAGAGUAUAAAUACCUUCCCUUUUAAGUGGACUCUGGUUUUUAAGAACGUACAAAGCUCUGCAUAUGUUUUUGAUACUGGGAAAUACUUAUUUGCCAUUUGUCUUAAGUUUUAUAUGCCUUUAAAGUGCCACCUGUAUUUUGAAGAAUUCUUAAGAGUUGUUUCCAGUGAAAUUUUGAAUGCUACAUAUGGAAGGAGAUUAUUUUCCUUUGAAUAAACUGUUAAAGACA
Messenger RNA from Pyrgilauda ruficollis (rufous-necked snowfinch), 7812 nucleotides. It is a transcript of the gene ST3GAL6, whose product is annotated as ST3 beta-galactoside alpha-2,3-sialyltransferase 6. Gene Ontology annotation, molecular function: beta-galactoside alpha-2,3-sialyltransferase activity. The transcript is spliced from 10 exons. Gene Ontology annotation, biological process: glycolipid biosynthetic process. Bases 2230 to 3366 code for a protein of 378 amino acids. The record is from RefSeq and is a predicted model, not a curated record. Lineage: Eukaryota; Metazoa; Chordata; Aves; Passeriformes; Passeridae.